Chenopodium quinoa (quinoa) is the source of this 849-nucleotide messenger RNA. RefSeq lists its product as uncharacterized. NCBI's taxonomy places the organism in Eukaryota, Viridiplantae, Streptophyta, Magnoliopsida, Caryophyllales, Amaranthaceae. The record is from RefSeq and is a predicted model, not a curated record. The transcript has a single exon. The coding region runs from base 1 to 849 and encodes 282 amino acids.
AUGCAAAACACCAUAAUUCCUCCCUAUUUCUCAAAACCAACAAUAGAGGAAGAACAAAAUGAAGAAUCUCAAAAACUAUUACACUACCACAACAAUGAGACCGAUGAUCCAUAUCAUCAAGUAGACAUUCUCUCCCUCCGUGAUCUCCCUAUCACCGCCAUCGAUUCUUCAUCACCACAUUUACAACACAACACAACCACGGCCGCCACUAUCAACCACAGUCGUCAUUCCUCCACCUCCGACCCUACCUCCGACUUCUUCUUCGAGUUCCUCAUCAACAAUGACGAUGACCUCAUCACCUCCACCGGUGAUGACGUCAUCUUCCACGGUCGUCUCCUUCCUUACACUCCUCCUCCUAGACCUCGGCGCUCUCUUUCUCUCUCCUCUGCCGCGGCUCGCUUGACUCGUCCUCAUCAGCUUAAUGAGUCGUCGUCUUCAUCAUUAUCACCCCCUAAAGCGUUACCUAGUAUUCGGCCUAGCCGGUCUCUUAACUACCGGAAACUACGUCGGAAUCGGUCUAACACGAAGCCGAAAAAUGAAACAAUGAAUAGAACUUCGUGUAAUGGUAACACUCGGUUUAACUCGGAUAAAAGUCCGGCGAAGUUGCCGUGGUAUUGGGCGUUGGUUUUCGGCUUACCGAAGAUUCCGGCGGAAAUGGAGCUCAAAGACAUAAAAAACCGGCAGUUUCGCCGGAAUUCUACUCCGCCGCCACCGCCGUCGUCGAGCUUUUUUUCCGGUGACCGGAGUUGCUCCUCUGCUUCUUGGAAACUUCUUAAUGUUUUGAGUUGUAAAAGCCAUGUCACGGUUGACGUGUCCAACACGGCACCUUUUCGUAAUUCCUUAUUUUGA